CGGGUGAGUGUUAGGGGAGGGAGGGCGGUAGAAAGGGGGCCACCCACAGCCUGGAGCCCCCGCCCUGCGGGUGUCUCGCGCGCAUUCCGUGCGUGUGAGUGUGUGGAUCUGUCUCGCGCCUAAAGUGCGUGCCCGCGCGCUCCGCCGCGCGCUCCCCCUCCCCUCGCCCCACUUGGUCCUCCCACCCCAAUCGGCUGCCUCCUCUCUCAGCUAACGCCGUCCCCCCCGCGCUCUGGCUCUGGCGCCGCCGCAGCCGUCGCCGCUGGGUGAGUCUCGCGCCGCUGCAGCCGGCGCGCGCCAAGCUCUCUGCUCCUCCCCCUCCCCUUUUCGCUGGGGGGGCGUGGAAGGGGGGGCUCCACGGUGUGGCUGUAUGUGUGUCCGUCCCGGAACCGGAAGUGGUUGUGGAGGAGCGGGCGAUGGGGAGGAAUGGGGGGGCUUAGGGGGCGGGUGUCUGUCUGGUGGGUGGCAGAGUUCAGCUCCCUGGAGGAGAAGGAGGGACGUCCCAAAGAAGGGUCUUUGAGGAAGGGUUGGGGGACGACAUCAAGAGAAGGCUCCCAGGGACUGUUUCAGGGGAGCAGAGGUUUUGGGGGGACAGCUGGGGUCUUCAAUAAAUAGACCACUGUGCAGCCUGAGGGAGGUACUUCUUGGCGCAAGGCCUUUGGUAGGCAGGGGCGAAGUCCUCGUAGAAGUGUGUGUGGGGGGGACCAGAGGAAGUGGCUGGGCCUGAACUGGCACUGUGCCUGACACAAGGGCUUGUGCACCCCCGCCCCCCAAGUCCUCAGUUUUGCCCUCUGAGCCAAUCCUCAGGGGCAGGGACCUUUCUCUUCCAACUCUUCUGUUCUCUGAUCCCUGGUUACCUGUGGCCCUGUGGAACGAAGAAGAAUCAGUGUCUGAGGCCAGGAGAGGAACCCAAACACUGGUGAUAGAGUUCAUCUGAGUUUUGGGGAAUUAGAUUUAUUUCCCUUGUGUCUGCAUAGGGGUGGCACUGCACUGCUGUUAUUACAUCCUUGCACCUUUGGAUUGUUGGCUGGGGGUCUGCCUGCCUUCUCCACUGACUGCUGACAGUCAAGGAAUUCCUCCACAGUUCUUUGGUGUCUUCAUCCUCACUGGCCCCUGUAACCCAGACAAUUUGUUUACAGAAAGUUCAGGAGCCCUGGAAAGGAGAAAGAAUAAAACAACAGGAGGAAGAGAGAGAGAGGGUAGAAUGGAAGAAUCUCACUUCAAUUCUAACCCGUACUUCUGGCCUUCUAUCCCCACAGUCUCAGGACAGAUUGAGAACACGAUGUUCAUCAACAAGAUGAAGGAUCAGCUGUUGCCAGAGAAGGGCUGUGGGCUGCCUCCACCCCACUACCCCACCCUGCUGACAGUGCCUGCCUCAGUGUCCCUGCCCUCAGGCAUCAGUAUGGACGCAGAGUCCAAGUCAGACCAGCUGACCCCACAUAGCCAGGCAUCCGUUACCCAGAAUAUCACGGUGGUCCCUGUGCCGUCUACAGGACUAAUGACUGCUGGAGUCUCCUGUUCUCAGAGGUGGAGAAGAGAAGGGAGUCAAUCAAGGGGUCCUGGUUUGGUAAUCACGUCCCCCUCAGGCUCCCUUGUGACAACAGCCUCAUCAGCUCAGACCUUCCCCAUUUCGGCUCCCAUGAUUGUCUCAGCUCUUCCCCCUGGCUCACAAGCCCUGCAGGUGGUCCCUGACCUCUCCAAGAAGGUAGCAUCAACCCUAACGGAGGAAGGAGGUGGAGGUGGUGGUGGAGGUGGCAGUGUGGCUCCUAAGCCCCCCCGGGGCCGAAAGAAGAAGCGGAUGUUGGAAUCAGGGCUGCCCGAGAUGAAUGACCCUUAUGUCCUCUCCCCUGAGGAUGAUGAUGACCAUCAGAAAGACGGCAAGACCUAUAGGUGCCGGAUGUGCUCACUGACAUUCUACUCAAAGUCGGAGAUGCAGAUCCACUCCAAGUCACACACCGAGACCAAGCCCCACAAGUGCCCACAUUGUUCCAAGACCUUCGCCAACAGCUCCUACCUGGCCCAGCACAUCCGUAUCCACUCAGGGGCUAAGCCCUACAGUUGUAACUUCUGUGAGAAAUCCUUCCGCCAGCUAUCUCACCUCCAGCAGCACACCCGAAUCCAUACCGGUGAUAGACCUUACAAAUGUGCACACCCAGGCUGUGAAAAAGCCUUCACACAGCUCUCCAAUCUGCAGUCCCACAGACGGCAGCACAACAAAGAUAAACCCUUCAAGUGCCACAACUGUCAUCGGGCGUAUACAGAUGCAGCCUCACUAGAGGUGCACCUAUCUACGCAUACGGUGAAGCAUGCCAAGGUGUACACCUGCACGAUCUGUAGUCGGGCAUAUACGUCGGAAACAUACCUUAUGAAACAUAUGCGCAAACACAACCCUCCUGAUCUCCAGCAACAAGUGCAGGCAGCGGCAGCAGCGGCGGCAGUGGCCCAGGCCCAGGCCCAGGCUCAGGCCCAGGCUCAGGCUCAGGCUCAGGCUCAGGCUCAGGCUCAGGCUCAAGCCCAAGCCCAGGCUCAAGCCCAAGCCCAAGCCCAGGCUUCCCAGGCAUCGCAGCAGCAACAGCAGCAGCCACAGCCACCACACUUCCAGUCCCCUGGGGCAGCUCCCCAGGGUGGCGGUGGUGGGGACAGCAACCCCAACCCUCCACCCCAGUGUUCCUUUGACCUGACCCCCUAUAAGACGGCGGAGCAUCAUAAGGACAUCUGCCUCACUGUCACCACCAGCACCAUCCAGGUGGAGCACCUGGCCAGCUCAUAGAGACCUGUGCUGCCACCCACUGGGAAGAGGGGAAAGAAGUUCUGGUCUCUUCUUUCUCCAACUCCUCUUGGUGGGAAAAGUCCUCUUCUUCCUUGACAGGCCUUGGCUCCAUCUCCAUGGGCCUCAAGCAUGGCCUUCCUUCCAAGGAUACCAUCCUUAUUUUCAACUCUUCUUCAAAAGGAAUAUCAACCCUCCUGAUUGGCAAAGGAAUACUGAGCUGGUAGUGUAAUCCAGCAGCCUCCCCUCCUAAGCAUAGCUUUUAACAAUUGGGAGUUGGUGCUCAAGGGAGGGAUUUGCUAUGACCUCAUAGAAACUUUUCCAUUGUGGGCACUUACUCUCUCCUUACCCUCAUAAUCCUCAAAGUUCAGGCUGAUAGAAGACUAGAGGCUGGCCCUCCCAGAUACCAGACAGAAGGGAGCCCUAAAUGCAACCAGCCUUCUGUUCUAAUCUUGCCUGUGUAAGAACAGGUUUCUCACGUGCCCAGACCCCCUGGGAGCCAUUUUCUUCCCCCCAUGGUCUCACUUCAGUUCUUGCCUAAUACUGGAGGAAGGAGAUCUGGGUGGGGGUCAGACUUCCUUUAUUUGUAAAGGGGCAUGGGCUGAGAUGUGGUCCCCAAGGGGCCGGUGAUCCCCAAAAUGGUCGAGGGUGGAUUAGAAGUAUGGGUAUGGUUUUCCUUGGAGCCUCUCCCCUUCUUUGCCAAUCAAGGCCGUAUACUCUCAGUCUCCCCAUCCCAGAACUUAGAGUUGUGGGAGCUUUGUGUUCUUUAUGAAAUCCCACAACAAAGGGGUGUUGCAGAGAAGGGAGAGUUCAGGGCAAACACAAGGACUGGACUUAGCUCCCUAGGUGCCACGGUCAGUUGCUGGACACGGAUUUAUAUAUAAAUAUAUAUAUAUAUAUAAAUAUAUAUAUAAAUAUAUAUAUGCCCACCCACUCAUCACGGCCAUUUUUGUUGUAACCAUUUCUGUGUUUAUAAAUGCAUU
Molecule: messenger RNA, 3750 nt
Organism: Molossus molossus (Pallas's mastiff bat)
Lineage: Eukaryota; Metazoa; Chordata; Mammalia; Chiroptera; Molossidae
Gene: ZNF384
Product: zinc finger protein 384
Exons: 9
Coding region: 1205-2770 (521 amino acids)
Biological process (GO): regulation of transcription by RNA polymerase II
Cellular component (GO): PcG protein complex; nucleus; transcription regulator complex
Molecular function (GO): RNA polymerase II cis-regulatory region sequence-specific DNA binding; DNA-binding transcription factor activity, RNA polymerase II-specific
Source: RefSeq, a predicted model, not a curated record